AUGUGUUUGUUAAAGUAUUGGAAAGCCAAAUCUUGUUAUAGGAAUGGUUUCAAUGAACUUAUUGAGGCAAGGCAUUUAUCGUCAUUGAGGAGUAAAGAAAUUGGCAUUGAAAAUAAUAAAUUUAUAAAGGAAGAAAAUACUAAUAGUAAUCUUGGUUAA
This is a messenger RNA of Racocetra persica, 159 nucleotides long. The record is from the annotation of a GenBank genome assembly. Lineage: Eukaryota; Fungi; Glomeromycota; Glomeromycetes; Diversisporales; Gigasporaceae.